CUAUUAGUAGGUCAGACAGCUUUCACUCAGCGAGCCGCUACACUUAGACGACUAUCCUGGUCAUGGCAAUGGCAACAGAAGUUUAUAAUAAACAGAAAACCAUCGACCUGAGAAAGAAACAUAUUGGUCCUUCCUGUAAAGUGUUCUUCAGCCAUGACCCUAUCAAGAUUGUACGGGCCAGAGGCCAGUACAUGUACAGUGAGAAAGGCGAGCAGUACCUGGACUGCAUCAACAACGUCGCACACGUGGGUCACAGCCACCCAGACGUUGUCUGUGCUGGAGCCAAGCAAAUGGAACUCCUAAAUACCAACUCACGCUUCCUGCACGACAACCUCGUCCAGUACGCACAACGCUUACAGGCUACCCUACCAGAAAAACUCUUCGUCUGCUACUUUACAAACUCUGGCUCCGAGGCUAAUGACCUGGCUUUAAGACUGGCCUGGCAGUACACUGGCCACAAAGACAUCAUCACGCUGGAUAACGCAUAUCAUGGCCAUGUGUCGUCACUCAUUGAUAUCAGCCCCUACAAGUUUCACCAGCUGGCUGAGGACAAGCAGAGCCAACAUGUGCAUGUGGCUCCAAGUCCGGACAUCUACAGAGGUAAAUACAGGGAAGACCACUCAGACCCUGCUACUGCGUAUGCAGAUGAAGUUAAAGCCAUUAUCGAAAAAGCUCAUGGAAAAGAACAUAAGAUUGCUGCUUUCAUUGCCGAGUCACUGCAGAGUUGUGGAGGGCAGAUCAUUCCUCCAGUGGGUUAUUUCCAGAAAGUGGCACAGCAUGUGAGAAAAGCUGGAGGUCUCUUCAUUGCUGAUGAGGUGCAGGUGGGAUUUGGAAGAGUAGGCACCCAUUUUUGGGCAUUCCAGCUUCAAGGAGAGGACUUUGUGCCUGACAUUGUCACAGUGGGCAAACCUAUUGGAAAUGGCCAUCCAAUGUCUUGUGUGAUAACUACCAAAGAAGUGGCAGAAGGUUUCAUGUCAUCUGGAAUGGAAUAUUUUAACACGUUUGGUGGUAACCCUGUAUCAUGUGCUAUUGGACUAGCUGUGUUGGAUGUAAUUGAGAAGGAGGAUCUACAAGGCAAUGCUCUGAGAGUGGGGGGAUACCUGACUGAGUUACUGGAGAAGCUGAAAGAGAGGCAUCCAUUAAUAGGAGAUGUUAGAGGUUGUGGCCUAUUUGUUGGUGUGGAGCUGGUAAAAGAUCGAGUCAAAAAAACUCCUGCAACAGCUGAAGCUCAGGAUGUCAUUUACAGAUUAAAGGAUCAGCAAGUAUUAUUAAGUGCAGAUGGACCACAUCGCAAUGUCCUAAAGUUCAAACCCCCCUUGUGCUUCUCCAAAGAGGAUGCUGAUCUGGCAGUUGGAAAAAUCGACCAGAUUCUUACAGACCUUGAGGUGGCUUUGGACCUUGACAUAGCUGAUGCUAAAGAGCCUUUAAAUGCACAGAGUAAAAGAAAGGAGUCCUUUGAGAAGAAUGGAUAUGGAAAUCAUUUAGAUGGCACCAGUGACAACAAACACAUUACAAAGACUUCCAAAAGAAGAAAAACAUAACAAGCUACAAUAACUUCAAAUCACAGUAAAUAGGCUCAAGGAUCAAAGACAAUUUUACUAUAUUAAUUUCCAUGUUUUAAUGGAUUAUAAUUAUAAUGUACCUAAUAAUUUAACAUUUUAAUAAACACUACAUAAUAUUUGCAUAUUAAACAUAUUUAGAAUUUGAUGCCUGCUGCAUACUCAAAAAAGUUGGGACAUUAAAAAAUCCUAAAAUCCUAAUAAACAAACAAACAAAUAAACAAAAAGAUGUGGUGUGGCUCACCACUUUGUGCCACAAUUCAUCAGAGAACUGCUAAUUGGUUUAAAAAGAACAUUUCUCAGUGCACAAUUGCACAUAAUUUAGGUUUCUGAAGAGUUGAAAAGUUUUAAGGACACUCAGGACAAACAGUCUGUUUGGAGCAAAGCCGGAAACUUUGUGGGUGACCACUCAGACGGCAUAAAAAAUGGAUAAAUAUAGCCAUAUGGGCUUGGGGGUACUUCAGAAAAUCAUUGUCAUACACAGUCUACCUCUGCAUCAAUAAAUAAAACUUGAAACUCUGUUACACAAAGAGAAAGUCAUACAUUAAUUCUAUACUUAAACGCCACAGUGUGCUCUGGUCAGAUAAGUCCACAUUACAGCUUGUUGUCAGGAAAUGUGAACAUCAAAUUCUAUGCGUCAAAUAUGAAAAUGACCUUCCAGACUGUUAUCAGUCAAAAGUGUAAAAGCCAAAAUGGCAUGGUGCUCAUAGUGUGGGUGACUUGCACAUGUGUGAAGGUACAAUUGAUGUGGAGCUGUAUAUUGGGAUUUUAAAGAGACACAUUCUGCCAUUAAAACAGCAGCUUUUCCCAGGAUGUCCAUGAUUAUUGUAGCAAAAUGAUGCCAGGCCCUAUUCUGCAUGCAUAACAAGUGUGGCUUCAUAGACACAGAGUGUAUGUGUGCUUGACUGGCCUGCCUGCAUUCAAGAUCUGUCUCUAUUAAAAAUUUAUGGUGCAUCAUAAAGAGGAGAAUCAGACAAUAGCGAUUACGGACUGUUGAGCAGAUACAAGUCUUGUAUCAAGCACAAAUUAAAAAAAAAACUACUUGCAAAACUGCAACAUUUAGUGUCCUCAAACCAUUAAAACGUCUAAUUACUAGACAAGGUUUUACAGUGUGGUGAAGUUAAUAAUUAAAAACAUUGUAAAUCUACUUUUGUAGAGAGACUGUUAUACUUCUGUGGUGAACCUUGGUGAAAAUUGGACCCAUUUUAAGAUUUUACGGAUAUAUUUCUGAACAAUAAAUAAUAUAUCAAAUAUAAAACAUUACACGUGUAAACAUUUCAAAAUUUGUUACUUUGUGUACAAACAGACACUACCCUUAAAAAACGUUAAGCAAGCCUGCUCUGUCACCAGUUCCCGCUAAAAGCAGUUACUGAUGCUUGAGCUGUUCACAUACAAACGUAGAAAAUAAAGCACAGUCAGCAAGUGACCCCAUGAUUGCAAAGGCUUGAGAAUUACUGACCUGUCUAACUGUAAUGGAGCGGAAAAGACCUUAAAACCUACUGCAGCAAAGCUGACGGUAAAAAAAAUCACCUUAACUCAACCCUAAGUUUUUUACAUUAAAUUAUUUGUAUGAAAUUUAUAUUUUCUAAUUAAUUUAUCUGACAUGUGUGGUGCAAAUGUUGAUGCAAAUCUGAUGCAAAAAAUAAAUAUAUUUAGUGACA
Molecule: messenger RNA, 3220 nt
Organism: Trichomycterus rosablanca
Lineage: Eukaryota; Metazoa; Chordata; Actinopteri; Siluriformes; Trichomycteridae
Gene: etnppl
Product: ethanolamine-phosphate phospho-lyase
Exons: 13
Coding region: 63-1541 (492 amino acids)
Molecular function (GO): transaminase activity; pyridoxal phosphate binding; ethanolamine-phosphate phospho-lyase activity
Source: RefSeq, a predicted model, not a curated record